AUGUUACUCAACGAGCAAUAUCCGAUAUUUGAUUUGAACAUAUCACAUACUCGAAAAAUAUUGGUAAUGGGGUUGAUAGAACAAUUAAUAUCAAUGAAUGUUAUGGUUGAAGAAAAGUCAAAUAUUUUUAAAAAAGCAUUUCAAAAAUGUUUUAUUAGUACUUUUUAUUUUGAUAGAAAAAUCAAUCCAAUAGAGUUAGAUGUGUUUACCAAUCACACCAAAGAAAUUUGGUAUAUUGAAGAUAAAAAACUACAUAAACGUGAAGAACUUGUUAAUUUGAUUAUGAAAUUAUAUAAAUCUAUAAAAGAUAACACAUUUGUAUUAGGUGAUGAAAUGUUAUCAAAACGCUCUGGUAUAAUUGAUAUUUAUUGUAAUUAUUUAUCAAAGAAUCCUGUAAAUAUAGAUCUUGAAUUGAUAAAAACUAAAGUUAAAGCAAUUUGUGAAAAGCUUCAGGUGAAUUAUACUCAAAAUAUAUACACAGAUCUUGAUUCAAUAUUGGAGAUAAAUAAAAAAUAUUAUACCACUUUAAAUAAAAAAGAAUACCUGUUAAUCGAUUUUGAUAAAAUAACACAUGUGGAAAAGGAUUUUUCAAACUUUGUUGUUAAUAAAUUCAAAUUAUCCAAUGGAUAUUAUGAUUUUUUCAGUAAAGAAUAUAAAAAAAGAUAUUUAAAAAGCUUUUUCGAUACUGUAAAUGAAUAUUGUAAAUACUUAAGAACAAAAGAAUCAGACAGUGUAGUAAAACCUAGUCAGAAAGAACCUGGACAAAGAAUAAAAUUCUCUUCAAUUGAAAGAUAA
Dentiscutata erythropus is the source of this 795-nucleotide messenger RNA. Lineage: Eukaryota; Fungi; Glomeromycota; Glomeromycetes; Diversisporales; Gigasporaceae. The record is from the annotation of a GenBank genome assembly.